This is a messenger RNA of Dermacentor silvarum, 1259 nucleotides long. Its product is annotated as acanthoscurrin-2-like. Bases 131 to 886 code for a protein of 251 amino acids. NCBI's taxonomy places the organism in Eukaryota, Metazoa, Arthropoda, Arachnida, Ixodida, Ixodidae. The record is from RefSeq and is a predicted model, not a curated record. The transcript has 3 exons.
UGCGCCCCUCCUCGCUCCCGCACCUGUCCUGACGAACCACGUUGCGGGACCGUAUAUAAGGACCUAACGGUUCGAUCGGCAGGCAUAACGCAGCUUGCUCUCAUCGCAAGACACAGCAGCCACGAGCAGCAUGAAGUCCACGGCUCUCCUUUGCGGUCUCCUGCUAGUCAACGCCGUUAGAGCUGGCUUCCUAGGCGGAGGUGGCGGCGGUGGUCUCGGAGGCGGAGGUGGUCUCGGAGGCGGCGGAUACGGCGGCGGUGGAUACGGCGGUGGUGGAUACGGCGGUGGUGGCUUGGGUGGCCUCGGUGGAGGUAUCGGAGGUGGCCACCACGGAGGUGGCGGCUAUGGAGGCGGCGGCUAUGGAGGCGGUGGUUAUGGAGGAGGUGGUUACGGCGGCGGAGGCGUAGGCGGCGGAGUCGGCCACACAUCCACCUAUCUUGUGCGCACCGUGAGCAAAACGCACGGUGGAGGCGGCGGAGGCCUCGGCGGCGGGUACGGUGGUGGUCUCGGAGGUUACGGAGGCGGUGGCUACGGCGGCGGAGGCUACGGCGGUGGAGGCUACAGCGGCGGCGGAGGCUACAGCGGCGGCGGAGGUUACAGCGGCGGCGGAUAUGGCGGCUACAGUGGCGGUGGAUACAGCGGUGGACUCGGUGGCUUCGGAGGUGGUGGAUACGGCGGUGGAGGAUCUGGUGGUGCCGCCAAAGUGAUCAUCAUCAAGGGAGGAGGAGGCGGCGGUGUCGGCGGCGGACUCGGCGGCGGAUACGGAGGAUACGGCGGCGGCUUGGGAGGACUCGGAGGAGCCAGCUACGGCGGCGGCGGAUAUGGAGGUGGUGGAUACGGUGGCGGUGGAUACGGUGGCGGUGGCCACCACGGUGGCUGGCACUAAGCGAAUCCAAGUGCAGUUCAUGAAGUGACAGCCAGUCCGGCCACAGCGUUCGCCAUCCGGCAGGGGUAGCAGCGGCCACCCUUCGAAGAUGGAGCAGACCAGACCUCGCAGACACUUCCAACGUGGAUUGGCCAUCGUGUUAUUGUUUUCGUUGUUGUUCGUUGUUGUUGAUUCAUCCUACGCCGUAAACAGACUGAGUUCCACCACAUGAAAUCUGCAGCUUGCCUUGCAUGAAAAAUAUAGCAGGAGGAGAUUCGGGCUUUCUUGUCACAUGCGAAGAUUCUUUAGCCGACUCCGCUGAUUUCUCUUUCAUGGUGCUGCUUGUACAGAGAAGUGUGAACUUAUCAUGAGUUGAAUAAAAACUAAAAAACAA